Gilbertella persicaria is the source of this 2519-nucleotide messenger RNA. RefSeq names its product kinase-like domain-containing protein. Gene Ontology annotation, molecular function: protein serine/threonine kinase activity; ATP binding. Bases 66 to 2519 code for a protein of 817 amino acids. Gene Ontology annotation, biological process: protein phosphorylation; intracellular signal transduction; negative regulation of glycogen biosynthetic process. Gene Ontology annotation, cellular component: cytosol; cytoplasm; nucleus. Lineage: Eukaryota; Fungi; Mucoromycota; Mucoromycetes; Mucorales; Choanephoraceae. The transcript has 6 exons. The record is from RefSeq and is a predicted model, not a curated record.
UUUUUUUCUACAAAGAACAACUUUAUGAAUUAUAUUGAAACAGGCAAGUUGUUAUUUCUUGUUGAAUGAAUCUAAUUCAAAUGAUAGACCAUUAUUCUCGGACCAGUAUUCAAGAUGAUAUGCCUAUUUUAUUAAGAUCAUCUACAUCUUCUUCUUCAGAACCAUCUACUCCACAGCCACAAGAAUCACCUUGUUCUAGUCCUUGUAAACAAACGAUUGAUUAUGACUACAAGAUUGAUAAGCAAGAAGAUGAUCAUAUUACACAAACUACUCAGAAAUUUGACUUGUUUGACAUUAGCAGUAAUACUCGACAUCGGACAUCACUUGUGUCUAUCAAUGCACCACCCAUAUACACUAUUUCCAGAUACUUGCCUCAGAACCAAGCUAUCAUUACAACGCAAGAUAAUUGGCGUAUCAGUUUAUCAAACCAUAUCGCUAAUCUUAUGUUUUCUGGCGUGACUAAAAAAGAAGACACUCAUUCUUUUAUUGGCAAGCUUAUCUUAGAUUAUAUCGAUAUCAAUCAUCGCCCUAUUCUUUUAAACAAAAUUGUAAAGAGAAGAGAAGAUUUACCUCGUCAGACCAGUACAAAUGGCAAUGUAUUGAUAUGUGGGGAUGCUAUACCUAUCCUAAAGCAAGAUGGAACUCGGUCCUUGGCUUCUCUUUGGCUUAAAGAAAAGAAAAGUGAAAAUGGAUCCUCUAUUUUUAUUUGGAUUUUUGAAGAAGUAUUUCAAAGUUCCAUUAAGAUUCGCUUGGAUAAUCAAAAUAUUAUCCAAUCAUUUGAUAGCAGUGAACAUGUCAUUCAAGAAUUACUCGGCUAUUCUUUUGCAGAGCUGAUUCAUCAACCUAUUCAGCAAUUCAUACCUUAUUUUGAUGCAGCACACAAAUUCUUUGGUUGUCGCACAAAGCUAAACGCAAAAUUUCCUGCUAUGCUAAACCAUAUUCAACCCAACAUGAUUCGUGUUACAUCCAUGCCAACUCUUUCCAGUCUUGUGAUUGUCGAUCGCUACAGUGGCAUGAUUCAAUCUUGCGAUUCUACUACGUUUAGUAAACACUUGUUUGGCUAUGAACAACUAUCACAUAUGUUCUUAUCCAAAUUGUUGCCUUCGUUUCCAACACUCAUGGCAUGUCUUGAAAGAGACCAGCUAUUACAACAUGAUUUUGUCUUGAACCAUUCUGUCUGUAGAGAUGUCUUAAAAAAUGCCACUAAACAAGACACAAUCACAGCUUUGCAUCGAGAUGGGACUCUGUUUGAGAUUGAAAUCCAAAUUGAAUUAUCGUCUGAUAACCACAAAUUAUGUGCCGUCUGGAUAACGUUUGACCGAGACACAGUCCUUCAACGACAUGGACAUGUCUUAUAUCAAGGAAGUAGUAAAAAACAAGAAGGUUCUGAAUAUGAAGCCACCAUGCCAAAUGUGAUUCGAUCCAAAUCUAUUAAUUUACCUACAUUUCAAGCUGCUCAAAAGAAAGCAACUCGUAUGAUUGUGCCUACUUUACAUACACCUACACUCUUACAACAACAACAACAACAGCAACAACAACAAGAACCACAGACACCAGCCAACAAGAUUAGUCGUUUCUCUCGUCCUUCUUUCUCAAGGCAUUCCACACAUGGACUUAUUUCAAAGACAUCUCUGUGGCCUCAGUUAGGUGAAUAUUCUGCUCAAACACAAAAAAUCUCGAUUCAUGAUUAUGAAAUUUUGGAUGAACUCGGUCAAGGUGCUUAUGGUUUUGUUAAACUGGCUUAUUUGAAAUCAGAUCCUGAAAAGAAACGGGUGGUCAUCAAAUACGUGAUUAAGUCUCGUAUUCUUGUCGAUUGUUGGACUCGCGAUCGUAAACUUGGACUUAUUCCAGCUGAAAUUCAUGUGUUACAUACACUUCGUAAAAUUCCACAUAUCAAUUGCAGUGAAAUGCUGGACUAUUUUGAAGACGAUGAUAAUUAUUAUGUGGUCAUGGACCUUUAUGGUGCAGGCAUGGACUUGUUUGAUUAUAUUGAAUACAAGGAAGGCGGAAUGACAGAAUCCGAAAUACGCACUAUUUUUCGACAAGUCAUUGCUGCCGUCAGUCAUUUACACAGUCAUCGGAUUGUACAUAGAGAUAUCAAAGAUGAAAAUGUGAUUUUGGACUUGAAGGGCGGUGUUCGUUUGAUCGACUUUGGUAGUGCAGCUUAUGUAAAAGAAGGCAAACAAUAUGAGACCUUUGUAGGUACAUUGGACUAUGCAGCACCAGAGAUCUUGAAUGGAAAGACCUAUACUGGGCCACCACAAGAUAUUUGGGCUUGUGGCACAUUGCUGUAUACACUUAUUUACCGAGAAAACCCAUUCUAUAACAUUGAUGAAAUCAUGCAACGCGAAUUAAGAAUACCCUUUAUUUUAUCAGAAGGUACAUAUUCAAAAAUACGAUAUGCAACUCAUAUUUUAAUAGAAUCUGUGGACCUUAUACGUAAAAUGUUGGAUCGAGAUGUUGAGAGUCGAUUGACUGUAGAGCAAGUAUUGGCACAUCCUUGGUUCCAAAUGAAUUAG